CCCCCUGCUGUUCGUUGGAACACUGCUGUGCUGUGUGGUCAAGCGAAAUAAGUUGCGGCGAGAGAAAGUAAAGAGGGGUCUUGAAAAGCCCUGCAGUAGAACCUUAUUUACAAAUCGUGCUUGGAUUUAUCCAUAGGCUAUAAAUACUAGACCAUGGAGCAGUUUUAUGGAACGUGGAAGAUCAACCCAGCGGAAAACUCAGGAUUUGAGGAAUUAGGGAAAUGCACUGGGAUGACGGCAGAGCAGGUGACUGCUAUAAACAAGAGAGAAUUCACCAUGCUCAUAGAGGAGAAAGAUGGAGGAUCCCACAGGAUCUGCGUGGACUAUGGCGCUGCUAAGGAUGACAUCGUAUUCAAGCUUGGAGUCCCACAGGAUUACCAAGGAUUGGAUGGGGCAAAAUCAAAGGAGACGACAUUUGCCAAGUACCCGAGUGUGAAAGUUAUCAACAAGAUCUACAGAUGUUAACCCUAACCUUGGCUUAAUGGACUGUAGAAAUAAUAGCUAUGUUUUACGAACCUUAUCCUAACAGACUGAAGGAAUUGAUUACAGAUGUCACCCUAACCCUUGUCUCAGACUGAGGGAAGGGAUCUGUCCUCGUGGUUUUAAGCACCCCACAUAAUUCAGCAAAAUUUGAUCAUAUUUUGUAUAAUUUCUAAUUAUUUUCCUUUAUCAUUUUUUGGUUAAAAUUAACAGAAUCGCAUAGUUUCACAUUUUUGGGCUCUAUAAUUUCAUAACUUUUUUGGGAUAAGACUGCGGGAACAGGAAGGGAUCAAAGAUAUUAACCCUAAUCCUUAUUUCAGAAUGUACAGCUUAUUCAUUAUCACUAACUCCGGGAUGCUUUUUACGUGCUCUGUUUGUCAUGAUCUUCCUUCACUUCACACUUGACAAAUAGAGCAGAUUGUACAUAGAUCGGUCCUCACACUUCCUACUGGUCAGCAAGUGCUGGCUACUUUAGAAUUACAAAGUUCUAUGUGAGAGUCUUGGCCUUUUUGAGUUACUAAGACCGUGAGAUCGGAA
Molecule: messenger RNA, 1017 nt
Organism: Aplysia californica (California sea hare)
Lineage: Eukaryota; Metazoa; Mollusca; Gastropoda; Aplysiida; Aplysiidae
Source: RefSeq, a predicted model, not a curated record